AUGGCUAGAGCGUCGCAAAGUCAGACGUUGGUGAAACUUGAUUUCAAAGAAGCGAUAUUUUCCAAAGGCAGCAAGAGGGAUGCGAGUGAAGUUGUGUUAAAACGUAUCAAGAUAUUACGACAAAAACUCUCUGUGUUGGAACAAGAUGCAGUCGAUUUAAGAUCUUUAGAUCCCAUAAGAAAACAAUUGAUCCAUCAAGAUAUACUCAUCCACAAAGACCGCGGUGUCAAAGCUUACGCAGCAUGUUGUAUGGCCGACAUGUUGAGGCUCUAUGCACCUGAUGCACCUUAUUCUGAAUCACAACUAUCCCUCAUAUUCGGUUUCUUUAUCGCUCAAAUUACCGACAAUCUCAAAGUGACAACAGCGUCUACCCAACCCUUACAAGUCAAUAGGAAUAAAUCAAACGGUGCGAAAGAACCUCCUCAACAAUCACAAACUCAACAGAGUCAAAGAGUCACAGAUGUCGCUUAUUACACUGAAUAUUACCAAUUGAUAGAAAGUUUAGCUACUAUCAAGAGUGUAGUAUUGGUAUGUGAUGUACCGGAUUCCGAAGUUUUGAUGGAGAAGUUUUUCACCGGAUUCAUGGAGAUCAUAAGACCCGAUAUGAACAAAACCCUCAUUCGUUACCUUCGAGACAUCCUUGUAGCCCUAAUUGAAGAGUCAUCGCAGUUACCUCAGAAAGUGAUGGAUUGCCUGAUCAAUCAGUUCGAGAGAUUCUCGUCCUAUCCCGAGACCCUUUCUUUCCAACUCACUGUCGAUGUCUGCAAUCAAGUGGCGGAUAAGCUGAAAAGACCCAUUUACGCUCACUUCUCUGAUAUUCAAGCAACUCAUGGGCGCGAUCCUACUCCGAACGAUUUGAAAAUCCUUUCUGAAUCGCACGAUCUGCUUCUUGCCAUUUACAGAGUCUGUCCCGAUCUUUUACUCAAUGUUGUUCCCCUUCUCGAGGAGAACCUAAAAGUCGCCGAUGAAGUGACGAUACGUCAGUUGUCUGUCAAGACUCUGGGACAAUUAUUUUCUCAACAUCCUGGAGCUGAGCAUCCAGCUAGGAAAUACCCUUCCGCCUGGAGCGCAUGGUUAGGUCGAAGAGUUGAUAAAGCGUUACCUGUUCGACUUGCUUGGGUUGAAUCAACUAAAGACGUAUUGGUGAAUCACCCUGAAGUUAGGAAAGAGCUGCAAGCCAACCUCAUGGAUCGAGCAGACGAUUCCGAUGAAAGGAUAAGAGCGGCAAUAUGUAAAGUCAUUGGUUCACUAGAUUAUGAAACAGCACUGCAUCAUGUCAGUUCAGAUACUUUGCAAACUAUUGGAGCAAGGAUGGGCGACAAGAAGUCAUCUGUCCGACUGGAAGCUGUAGAUGCUCUGGCGAAGCUUUGGAAUUUGGCUUACUCGGAGAUCGAGUCUAAUAACCCAGAUGCCAUCAAGCAAUUUGCUUGGAUCCCCGAUACUAUGCUUUCAACAACUAGUAGAGGCGGAUCCAAUCCCGAAUUAAGGUCGCAACUCUUGUCCAUGUUCAAAUCUUCCAUCAUUCCUCUUCCAAAGGAAACAAACGAUGAGCAAGCUUGGGUAGAUCGACUACUACUCGUUACAAGCAGAUUAAGCGAAAUAUCUCUGAAAGCUCUCAAGAAGAUGACAGGUUUAACAGAGUACGCUCAGGGCAUGUCACCAUUCAUGGCGCUCGUACAAUCUUGCGAGGAGUACAACGGGGGUGUCAUCGCCGAUGGAGGUCAAGAUGCGAAAGCAAAAUUGAAUUUCAUUAUUGAUGCUAUGUCGCGCAUGUUCUUCGGAGACGCCGAUAAGGCCAAGAGAGAUCUUCAUGCGUUCGCUGCUGCAAACGAGACGAGAUUGUUCAAACUUUACAAGACCUGUGUAGACAUUCAUUCCAGUCUCCCUUCCAUUGUUAAAGCUAAAAAUGAAUUCUUGCGAAGGGUUCAUCAAGGCCACGAUGAUCUUCUUGAAACACUUACUACGCUGGUUGACGUAUCAGCUUGGAAUGUCGUCAACCAAUCAUCCAUCCCUGCACUUCUUCGCCGAAUCUCUAAACCCGAAUCUGAAGCUUCGGCCUCUGCUGCUGCCAAACUUCUGGGAAUGAUGGCCAAAGAAGGUGCACCUAUGUUCAAGUCUCAUACGGGACAACUGGUGGUCUCGAUGAUGGACAAGAAGAACGAGAAACUUGUAGAAUUGUCCCUACAAGCGUUAGCUUCGGUUUGUAAGAUAUAUCCGGACGUGGCUCCUGCUGAACAUCGACCGGUUGAACGAGCGAUUGCCAUAGCUCUCGAAGGUACACCAAGACAAGCUAAAUUCGCAGCUCGAUUCCUUGCUAGAUGCAAGGAGCCGGAGGCGUGUGACGAUCUCAUCAGAGACAUCGUCAAAGGCUUCAAGAAACUCACCGGUACACGUAUCCUUACCUAUCUUCGUGCUUUGACAGAACUAGCUCUGGUCAAACCACAAGCCUUCGAAGCGCAAAGUGAAGACAUCAUGAAGUUUGUAAUGAACGAAGUCAUUCUGUCACCUUCUCCUUCGUCAGACGUGGAUGGCGGCGAUGAAUGGGUAGAAGAGGACACUCUCGAGACCCUUGAUCGAGCCAAGAUACUAGCGUUGAGGUUACUUACUCAUCGAUGUAUUGGGUUUGCCCGGGAACCAGAAGCAGAUCAGAUAUUGAAACCUAUUCUAAAGCUUCUUUGUACGGUAUUGCAGAAUGAUGGGAUGAUCAACGAGAGUACUGGAGAAGGUGGCUUCGCAAGGUGUCAUCUUCGUCUCCGAGCGAGUAUGUGUCAACUGAAAUUAGCCAAUGUCAAAGCAUUCGACAGGGCUAUAACAAUACCGAAUCAGUUCGAGAUGAUUGUCGGCACCAUUCAGGAUCCCUGCUACAUGGUUCGAAACCUGUUUCUUCGUAAAUUAGGUCAAAUAUUACCCACUCAAAGGUUGUUACCGAGAUGGAACAUCGCUCCUAUCAUGGUAGCUAUGGAUCCAGAAGCAGAGAAUGUUGCGGCUGGUCGAGCCGUGAUGGCCGCAAUCAUUGGAGCUUGUGCAAAUUUCUCCCAAUCCGAACGAAUAGAAAGAAUCGAAAUGCCUUUAGCUAGACUACUACACUUAUUAGCUCAUCAUCCUGACUUACAUUGGAAUGAACCCGAAGAAGGUGAAGAAGGAGAAGAAGGAAUAUCGGAUCAGCAGAAUCUGAAAGAUAUCGCCAAGUUUAUCGAGCUUUACCUGGACUGCGUGGCCAAUCGAGAUAAUAUUGGAUUAUUGCACCAUAUCGCGCAACAAUUGAAAGGAGUCAGAGAUCGACAUGGCGACAAUAGCAGGCCUUUAUGGACCUUGGCAGAACUGACUGAACUCAUCAUUCGAAAUCGAGCGACUAAACAUGCAUGGUCGAUUCCUACUUAUCCAGGUAAAAUCAGAUUCCCGAAAGAUAUUUUCCACCAUGCAGAUAAUCCUGAAGAUCGACAAAAAGUUCAAAGAACUCAAUAUUUGAGUGAAGAAGUCAGGGACUGGGCAAAAGGUUUAGGUAAAAGAAAUACCGUCUCUCAACCUACCAAAAGAGCGGAACCUCAUACUUCUACGUCACCCGGCAUCAAACGUAAAUCUUCGACCAAGAAGAGAACUUCAAGGAAGAAGAGAAGGAUUGAACAGAGCGAUGACGAAAAUGACAACGAUAGCGAUGAUGACGAGGAUGACGAAGAUGAAUCUGAGACUGUAGCUGAGAGCGUUGAAGACGAUAUCGAAGAAGGAGAAGCAGUCUUAGGUAGAGGAGGGAGAAGAGGUGCUAAAACAAAAGCAAAGCGAGCUGUGGGCAAGAAGGGCAAGAAAGUGAGAUCGAAGAAAGAUGACGAAGAUGAGGAAAUGGGACAAGAAUCUGAUUUGACAGAUUUAGAUGAUUAG
This is a messenger RNA of Kwoniella shivajii, 3876 nucleotides long. RefSeq lists its product as uncharacterized. The transcript has 25 exons. The record is from RefSeq and is a predicted model, not a curated record. Lineage: Eukaryota; Fungi; Basidiomycota; Tremellomycetes; Tremellales; Cryptococcaceae. Gene Ontology annotation, biological process: DNA repair; mitotic sister chromatid cohesion. The coding region runs from base 1 to 3876 and encodes 1291 amino acids. Gene Ontology annotation, cellular component: chromatin; nucleus.